AUGGGGAUGGCCAUCUUGCAUCAAUCUCCACUACGUUGGGGAGGUUAAAUUCUGUAUAUAUACGUGCUUCUUCGCUCGUUAUCGUCGACCCGUCCCUUUUUCCAAUGUCGAUGCAGAGACUCAACACUCGAGCAUUCCGAGCCUGCAACAAGAAUCUCAACAGCAACCUCCAACUGCAACAGCAACUCCGCCCGUUCGCUUCGUUCCCCACGACACCUUCGCCGCAACCUCGCCCAACGAAUCAAUUGCUCGGAUCUCAGUUCAGAAUGGCCAGCACCACUGCCAAAGUCACCGAUUGGGUCACGCCCGGCGACAAGUCGGGCGAGUUCAAGCGCCAGGUCAGCUCGUUCCGCGACUGGAUCUCGCGCGAGGCCGGCGCCCAGUACCCUCCCGAGAAGGGCCGCUACCACCUCUAUGUCAGCUACGCGUGCCCGUGGGCGCACCGCACCCUCAUCGCCCGCAAGCUCAAGGGCCUCGAGGACAUCGUCUCCUUCUCCGUCGUCCACUGGCACCUCGCCCAGGGCGGCUGGCGCUUCGUCAAGGCUGACGAGAAGCUGCCCGGCGACAAUGUCGUGCCUGACCCCAUCGAGGGCCACGAGGCGUUUACGCACCUGAGCGACUUGUACUUUGAGUCUGAGAAGGACUUCCAGGGCCGUUACACCGUGCCCGUGUUGUACGACAAGAAGACCAACCGCAUCGUCAGCAACGAGAGCAGUGAGAUCCUGCGCAUGUUUGGCACAGAGUUUGACGACCUCAUCGAGGAAAAGUACCGAACUAUCCAGCUGUACCCCAAGGAGCUCCAGGAGAAGAUUGAGGAGACCCACGCCUGGACCUAUGACGGCAUCAACAACGGCGUUUACAAAGCAGGCUUUGCGACUACCGGCGAGGCGUAUGAGCGCAACGUGGUGGCGCUUUUCGAGACACUCGACCGCGCCGAGAAGCACCUGGCUGAGCAGAAGGGUGGGCCGUUUUACUUUGGAGCCACCAUUACCGAGGCCGAUGUUCGAUUGUACGUGACCAUCGUCCGAUUCGACCCCGUCUACGUCCAGCACUUCAAGUGCAACAUCAAGGAUAUCCGCUCCGGCUACCCGGCGCUGCACCGGUGGAUGCGCAACCUGUACUGGACGCAGCCGGCGUUUGGCGAGACGACGCAGUUCGAGCAUAUCAAGUACCACUACACGCGCAGCCACACGCAGAUCAACCCGCUGGGCAUCACCCCCGUGGGCCCGCUGCCGCACAUCCUGCCGCUGGACGAGGAGGUGACUGCUGCGAAGAAGUGAGGUGUAGAGCGGGAAAAGGGUUGAGGGAUUGAUGGCAUGCAAUGAUGAACUAGUUAUGAUGAUAAUUGAUGAAUAAUUCAAAAAGUUUUCAACACACAGACAUUUGAAGUUACGAUGGCAAUAUAUAUUAUA
Ilyonectria robusta is the source of this 1412-nucleotide messenger RNA. Its product is annotated as glutathione S-transferase. The record is from RefSeq and is a predicted model, not a curated record. Gene Ontology annotation, molecular function: glutathione transferase activity. Gene Ontology annotation, cellular component: cytoplasm. The coding region runs from base 105 to 1280 and encodes 391 amino acids. Lineage: Eukaryota; Fungi; Ascomycota; Sordariomycetes; Hypocreales; Nectriaceae. The transcript has 4 exons.